UGCAACCUCCAAGCGAGAGCAUCUAUAUCAGGGCAUGAAAUGGCAUUUCGCCCUUCUGUUGAGUUUAUUCCUACAAAGGAAGAGAUAAAUUCUUAUGAGCUCAUGUUUGAGGAGGACCUUCCAAAAUUUAUUCCAAGAGGAUAUGAGUUCCUUAGAGAGGUUCCUGUUUACAUGAAUCUCAAAGAAUGUUUUGAACGUUGUCUUGACUUUUACUUGUGCCCAAGGACUCGAAAAAAGAGGCUUAACAUUGAUCCUGAAGAUUUAAAGCCUAAGUUUCCAAACAAGAAAAACCUGCAACCAUACCCGACAACUUGUUUUCUGGAGUACAAGGGCCACACAGGGCCUGUUACAUCAAUUUCUAUUGAAUCAUCUGGUCAAUUGAUUGCUUCUGGUUCAAUUGAUGGAACUGUGCGUAUCUGGGAGAUUGAAACCGGUAGAUGUCUGAGAGACUGGAAAUUUGAUGAGCCAAUCCUGCAUGUUGCAUGGAAUCCAAUUUCUGAACUUCCUAUCUUGGCUGUUGCUGGACAAGAUGUGGUUCUUUUGAAUGCAAGUCUUGGAAAUGCUGAGGAUGAAGAGAAGGUUAAAGACCUGCUUGUUUCAGCACCAGUUGAGAUAGAUGAAUCAAGUGAGCUACUGAUGCUGUAUCUGUUAAUUUUGCCAACUCAUGCGUGUUGGUCCUUAUUGCUUCCAAUUUGCAGUAAUUAUUCCAAGGACAUUAAUCAUGUUGCCUUCCAUCGUUCAUAUCCACUGUUUGCUUCAUGUUCGAAUGACUGCUCAGCAUAUGUCUUUCACGGAAUGGUGUAUUCAGAUCUUAAUGAGAAUCCUUGCAUUGUGGCGCUUGAGAUUCUAGAGGGGCAUGAAAGUGCAAAUGGCAGAGGAGUCCUGGAUUGCAAAUUCCACCCUAGGCAGCCUUGGCUAUUCACAGCUGGUGCUGAUUCUAUAAUUAAGUUGUUUUGUCACUAAUCUAUCAUUUUACAACGAGAAUGCACAUCAUCAACUGCGGCUCUGGAAAUAGAACACACCACUGGAAAUUUUUGGAUUGUGUACAUAUGAAGAGUCUUGGCAGCUUCCCUCCGCACAUUGGUUGGUUAAUUUACCUGUAUGCUAAAAGAACCAUGGCAGAGGAUGAUUGGGAACAGAUGGGCUUGUGUCAGGCAAGAGGCAUUUCAUCCUGCUAAGUGCUGUCAGCUGUGUCUCUUGGAUCUUUCUAUUAAUGUUGACCAGACCUUGUUUUAUGGUGAUCUUGAUGUGUUAGCGAUUUACAAACAAUGGUGGUAGCGUGUUGAGGAGGAAUUUACAUGGCAGGAAAUUGAUGUCGUUUGUUGCCGCCAUCCACGAGUCGAAUGGGCCGACUCUGCCACAUUCGACAACUGAUCACAAUAUAUGACGACGCUGAAUUCAAAUAUUUUCUGGCACUGAAUUGUUGUGUCUGACUAGUUUGCUCUUUCGUCUAUCCUGAAGCUACAUCUGCGACAUGGCUAAUUUAGAUGACUUAUUGGUUUAGGUUUGUUCUCAGCUUCACACGGUUGGCUGAUUCUUGCAUGUCUAAUAAAAUUUAUGGAUUCAUCUUGGCCACUGCUUACUCAGGUGCUUCUGUGUCCAUCCUUUUUGGGCUUCAUUUGCUAAUUACUACGUUUUCGUGCUUCUUCACAUGCUCGAGCUGGACUUUGUAUAAUCGAGUUAAUCGAGCAAGAAGAGUUUUGUGUAUUCGAGUUAAGCGAGUCAAGCUCGUCAAGCUAAGCUCGCUCGAGCUCGACUAUUGUAUAAUAGAGUCGAGCUUGAGCUUGACUUUGUAUAAUCGAGUCGAGCUCGAGCUUGUGUUAGUCUGUUCGACUCGAGUUCGAGCUCAAGCUCGUUGAGCCGAGUCGAGCUCGGCGUAACUAGAGAGUGAGGAGGCGGGGAGAAUCGAGAGGGCGUCAUCGAGGGGGAGGCGGGCAGAGCCGACGACGAGCGGAAAUGCAACAGAGAUGGAGGAGGACGAGGGGUGGAUGUCA
Molecule: messenger RNA, 1994 nt
Organism: Nymphaea colorata (pocket water lily)
Lineage: Eukaryota; Viridiplantae; Streptophyta; Magnoliopsida; Nymphaeales; Nymphaeaceae
Product: ribosome biogenesis protein BOP1 homolog
Exons: 8
Biological process (GO): ribosome biogenesis; maturation of LSU-rRNA from tricistronic rRNA transcript (SSU-rRNA, 5.8S rRNA, LSU-rRNA)
Cellular component (GO): PeBoW complex; preribosome, large subunit precursor
Molecular function (GO): ribonucleoprotein complex binding; protein binding
Source: RefSeq, a predicted model, not a curated record